CUUUCAUCUGUAAAUACGCAUUUAAGCCCCAACUUUCUUCAAGUCGUCUUCUUACUCGCCGCAUCAGCUUCAAAAACGGGUAUCUUCAGUAAUCUCCGAAGGAUCUCUGCCUUUUUACGCGAUAGAUCAUUCCCAAUGACCGAUAGGUCCAGUAUCGCUCCCGACAAGUCUGUUACAAAGCCCCUCAAAGUCUACCGCUUCCGCCCAAAUCACCAUGAAGCGCAGUGGAAGCACCUCAAACUUCACGGUGAAAGCACCAAGCACAUGUCCACUCCAGUCCAGCUCAGACUAGUGACAUGGAAUCUGGACUUUUCAGCGGAUCAUGCUGUAGAGCGUUUCAAUACUGCUCUAGAGUAUCUCCAGUUCGAGGUCUUCAAAUGCGACGAUGGACAGUCACCAGGGCCUUGCUGCAUUCUGCUUCAAGAAGUGAGACCCGAGUGCCUGAAGGAACUGCUUAAUACUGACUGGGUACGCGACCAUUUCGCCGUGACGCCUGUCGAACCCACCAAGUGGCCUGGGCCGCAUUACCAAUACGGCAAUGUCACUCUCGUAGAGCGGACGGUACCCAUUCGGGAUGCAGAGAUUGUGUUUUACGGCCGCACGGAGCAUGAGCGUUCAGCUAUUGUGCUGGACCUACGCAUGAUCAGUACAAGGGGCUUCAAGCGGAACUUGAGGGUUGUCAAUACGCAUUUGGAGUCCAUGGCGACGGGACGGCCGAACAGGCUGCAUCAGUUGAAGGAGUGUGCCGUGCUGUUGAGGCACUCGUCGACCGGGGGGAUCGUAGUCGGUGACUUGAAUGCGUUUGAUCAGGAUUUUGAUGAUGCGCUCCUCAGUGUGGAACUGAUUGACGCUGCCGCGGAGCUUGACGAGGAGGAAGCAUUCACCUGGGGGGAACAGGGAGGAGGUGCAGGCGAAUUUCCCAAGUCCCGUAUGGACAGAGUGUUGUCCUAUACGCCAGCUGGGAAGACGAGAUUCGAUAUCACGCCGCCACAAAGGAUUGGAAUGGGAUUGAAAUGCGGAGAGUUGUGGGUGAGCGACCACUUUGGUCUCGAGGCUACUUUGACGGCCCCUGAAGGACCGGAGGACAUAGACGAAGAAGUGUCAAAAUCUGAAUCUCAGUAGUUCUGUGUUGUAUACAUGUUUUAGUAUCAUUAUGACAAGCCGACUUCUUUCAGCUUAGUGAAGUAGAACUUAAAAGAAAUGCGGUUUCUACAUUAUGCCAAUAUAAGAACCGUAGAAUCGUAACAUAACUAGCCCUUUGUCAUUCGUCUAGACAUACAAAUACUAA
This is a messenger RNA of Guyanagaster necrorhizus, 1288 nucleotides long. RefSeq lists its product as uncharacterized. Gene Ontology annotation, molecular function: single-stranded DNA binding; 5'-tyrosyl-DNA phosphodiesterase activity. NCBI's taxonomy places the organism in Eukaryota, Fungi, Basidiomycota, Agaricomycetes, Agaricales, Physalacriaceae. Gene Ontology annotation, cellular component: PML body; cytoplasm. The record is from RefSeq and is a predicted model, not a curated record. The transcript has 3 exons. Gene Ontology annotation, biological process: double-strand break repair. The coding region runs from base 136 to 1122 and encodes 328 amino acids.